CGCAGAAGGUUGCUUUCCUCUCUUCCAAUAUGUAUCGUUUGAAAUAUGUGAUCGUCGUGACGUUUUGGUGGAUCUUCGCGACUGGAAACAUCGUCCGGAAUGAAGAUAUUUGUGGAUCCCACAAUGGCAGACGUCUAUACUUGGAGUUGGGUGAGAAAGGCAUCCUUUAUGCGAAAAACAUCAGCUUUAUCAGGAACUUGCCGAGGCAGCUGGUGCCGCAUCUUUAUUCCAGCACCAUCAACAACAGUUCCCAUCAUCAAUGCAGUCUUGAACUGGUGACCUGUCCAUCUUGUGUAAUUGUUGUUACUUUUAAAAACAUCGCCUUGUCGCAUCAUUGCGGCGACGGAGGCAUCGUGAUGGACAAUCCCUGCAGGUGCGACUACGUGUGGCUCUCAGAACCACCUUAUGAGGAUGUUUCCGGUUCGCCGUUUUGUGGAUCAUAUACACCGAUCACAUAUAGAUCGAGCACGAGAACCCUGUCUAUAAAUCUAUUUUAUAGCCAGUCGCAUAAGCACGCAUUCACUAUUGAAUACACGGCAGAAAGAAACAGGCUGCAUUUGAAAGGCACGGAAAUGACAUCGGGAGUGCCGACAAAGGAUUUGAAUGGUACCACCGGUAGUGGCAUUUUGACCUCGCCGUUUUUCCCAGCUCGAUAUCCCCGUGAUUUGGGUCUGGAAUACGUGAUAACGUGUCCCACCGAAGCUCCCUCCUGUCGCAUCAGAUUGCUAUUUAGCGAUUUCCAAUUAGCGACGGUUUCUAUCAUGGAGUUUUACGAUUGGAAUGGACAACGCUUGGAUGUGAGUAGUGGUGCGCGAUUUCGGCCUCCGAUUAUAGUGAGUUCCGGCCCAUCGUUACUCGUAAGAUUUUAUGCGAAUGGUGGCACUGGUCUAGGUUACAAGGCUUUUUAUUCCUUCGUAAUCGGUCACACAUACGACAAAUCCAUACAACCGAUCACCAACUGCGGUGGAUACGUGGAGAAUCUGGGCGGUGCUAUUACAAUGAUGAACAUGGUCGGUCAAGGAGUAAAAAUUUAUGAUUGCGUCUGGCUAAUCAGGCCACCCAAGAACUUUCUGCACAUGAAGACGCACAUGUAUUUGAAAGUAGUGGCUUUCGCCGACAUGGCCGGCAAUACGGAAUUAAUAAUCAAAGAGGGUCCAACCUCGGCCUUGAUGUCAUUGGAAGUAAUCCGACAUCCAUCGAAUCAGUUACAGUCGCUCAGACAUCAAGAACAUAUAGCGCCGGUCACCAGCGGAUUCCACGUGAGUCUUCGUGGUACAUUCGGUCCAAAUUCACAUUUGGCGAUUGCUUAUGCGGCCUUUAGCUACACGGAUUGCUUUGCGGACACCGAUUUUCUGUGCCAGAAUCACAGAUGCAUCCCGAAUCAGUUGAAUUGCGACAGUUUUGAUCACUGUGGUGAUAAUAGUGAUGAGCCAGCGACGUGUUUCCAAAAUUGGAAGAUGGAGCCGCGCGAGCGGAAAUGGCACAUGAACAAAGCAAAUUAUUAUUUUCCGAAGAUCGAACAAUAUCCUGAUUUGAAAACGGCCACCCUGGUAUUUGUUGCCAGCAGUCUCGGUCUGAUUGUUUUGAUAACGACCCUCAUUAUACUGCUGUACAGAAUAGGAGGGGCGAGACAAAGAGAACUGCAAUCUCGUCUAGAAACAAUUAGCGAACUUUUAGUUUUUGAUAUUACAGAUGGUGCACAAAUCGAUGAAAUAUCUAUCCCGGAUGAUCCACCAGGCUACGAAGCUCCGCCAGGAUAUGAAGAAAUCACCGUAUCGAAAAAGUCUCGAUGUUUGAAUUGCGAAUCAUAUAACAGAAGCUCUUCAAAUCAGUUCGAUGAGGACGCGAAUUCAUCUACUUACUUGGUAAUGGAAAGCGCAAACAACAGUUGUAGCAGUCAAACAAUUCCAGUGGCAUCGGGAAACGAUCGACAUACACUACCUGAGAGUCCACCACCGCCAUAUAUUACACCCCCGGGGACCAUACUGCGAAACAUGAAUUUAUUUGGUUUAUCGGCAUCGAUGAAACAGAUGUGUCCUGUUCGUCGUAAUUGGCUCCGACGUAGCGCGCAAUAUCCUCAAUCCUCUUUCAGGGAUCGCCCAUCCUCGUCUAUGGACGCUGAAGUUCUCGAUACAUAUUUGACGGAUUGUACCGUUCCGAAUACGAAUUGGCGACUCGAAAGUCCCCCAAAAGAUAUUCAGAUUGUUUCAGACACAGUUCAAGAAAAUACUGUAGAAGUAUUAAAAGCAAAUUGUCAACACGUUACAGAUGAGACUAUCGAUAGAGCUGUUGACAGAUCGGACGAGAGGAACACGAGCUGCUCUUGCGAGGGCGCAUGCGGUUGCGUCAUCAGCUCUUCUAGUGUUCAAGAUCAUUCUGCCAGCAAUUUAUCAACUUCUGCAACACCGAUAAGCGAUGAGUGCGAACUGGAACGCGAUAAAAUGGUGAUCGCAUCCUCUUCUGUGGGAAAAAUUGAUGAGCAUCAAGAAGAGGAUUUUUCUGUCUCGAAAAGUACCAUCGUUCGACUUUUAGGUUCUAGGCUAGUGAAACCAUCUUGCCAUAGCGCCAAUUCCACGGCAGCAUCGUCGCCCUCGGGCACUUUGCAUCAUUCUUGCAGAAUGUUCUCUCGCGACAAUUGCAUCACUAAAAUCUCGACCAUGAGUACGUGCAGCAGCUAUGAUAAAUUGCAAGAUGAUUUCGAGAUUGUGUCAGAGACGGCAAGCACCACAAAUUCCAACACGCCGAACGAUACACCGAAGAGCGUUGUCAAUCAGCAUGGACGACGCAACAGUCGACCUAAACACAUCAGCUGCGACCUAGAUAGUCUUUAUGAGGGCAUCAAGAUCCUCGAUUCGUAUCUGGCACGCAGAAACAUAAAUAUUGGCCAUAGUCAUAGACAGUCAGUCGCCGUGAUGCUGUUUGGCACUCCGGAGCACGGUUCCGCGCAUAAUCCAGUCGCAUUAUCACGCCAAACCACAAGAGAGAAGUAUGUGCGCGCACGCAUCUGGCGAUCUAGUGAGGAUGCUGCAUCGAACUAAUUUGCCCUUGAUCGAAGAAGGAAUCAAUUGAGAGCAAGAAUGACGGGAACAAUCAUUAUAUUAAUCUUUCGGUGAUAAAGAGUAUAAUAAUUUAAAAAAGAUAGAAUAGUCCUACAAGUUAAAGAUAUUUAUAGAAUUUCGAAUUAGAAAUCAAAGGAAGAAAGGAGAUAGAAAGAAAGAAAGAGACAAAGAGAAGAUAAGAAACAUUUAUUAUUAAUUGUAUGAUUUAUUACAAACAACUUUUCCA
Messenger RNA from Camponotus floridanus (Florida carpenter ant), 3285 nucleotides. RefSeq lists its product as uncharacterized. The record is from RefSeq and is a predicted model, not a curated record. Gene Ontology annotation, molecular function: protein binding. The transcript is spliced from 11 exons. Bases 30 to 3038 code for a protein of 1002 amino acids. Lineage: Eukaryota; Metazoa; Arthropoda; Insecta; Hymenoptera; Formicidae.